GUUCUGAUUGGAGGCUCCAGCGGCUAUAAAAGGCGGUCCAGGCCCCCGGACUCGUAUUGUCGACCGCCUGUGCCACCAAGCGCGAUGGCUUCGCCAGUGCCUCUCCUCCUCUUGGUACUCCUCUCUCUGUCGGGUCUGGAGGCCGUCAAGCGUACUCCAAAGAUCCAAGUUUAUUCUCGCCACCCACCUGAGAAUGGAAAACCAAAUUUCCUGAAUUGCUAUGUGUCUGGAUUCCACCCACCCCAUAUUGAAAUAGAAUUGCUGAAAAAUGGAGAGAAGAUGAAGUCAGAACAGUCAGACCUGUCCUUCAGCAAAGAUUGGUCUUUCUAUGUUCUGACCCAUGCUAACUUCACUCCCACUGCUGAAGAUAUGUUUGUUUGCAAAGUCACUCACGAAACUCUCCCUGAGCCCAAGAUUGUUAAGUGGGAUCGUGACAACUAACCUGAAUCAAGGAGGCUUGAAGAUGCUUCAUUUGGAUUGAAUUAAUUUCAAAUUCUUCUACUAUUGUUAUAAAUGCUUUCAUGCUUUACUUCUGGCAGUCAAGAAAUUUAUGAGUGUUAAUACAAAUAUCACCUUCUUCAUAAUUUUACUAUGCCUCCAUGUUUGACCUGUCUGCUUUAUAACAAUAACUUGAUGUUAACACCAAAGAGGCAGGAGGAGAAAUAUGGAAUACCAACAUCUUGGUCAAAUCUGAGCAGUUCAGUCACUUCUAUAACAAAUACUAUAUGGGAAGAUAGUCAAAGAUAUAGCUUAAUGAUAAAUCACUUGACAGUAUAAAAAAGCAGUGUGACUUUGUGACUGUUAAGUACUGCUCUAGACUUGAUGCCUGACACUGGAGGAAAUGAUUUCUUUAAAAAGAUUGUUAAUCUAUGCUUACAAUAAAUCUCCAAUUUGUACGCAUUGCUAAGAUUAUCGAAGUGAAAUUCUGGAAAGAUUGAGUAAUAAAAUUUGUUGUGGAAAAAA
Sorex araneus (European shrew) is the source of this 963-nucleotide messenger RNA. It is a transcript of the gene B2M, whose product is annotated as beta-2-microglobulin. Lineage: Eukaryota; Metazoa; Chordata; Mammalia; Eulipotyphla; Soricidae. Gene Ontology annotation, biological process: immunoglobulin production involved in immunoglobulin-mediated immune response; immune response; antigen processing and presentation of exogenous peptide antigen via MHC class II. The record is from RefSeq and is a predicted model, not a curated record. The transcript is spliced from 4 exons. Bases 85 to 441 code for a protein of 118 amino acids. Gene Ontology annotation, molecular function: MHC class II protein complex binding. Gene Ontology annotation, cellular component: MHC class I protein complex; MHC class II protein complex.